ACAAAGAUGGAUUCAUUCUCCUUCCACCUCUCACAACACAACUCAAAGUUCCAACCACAAGGCACAAGCUCUCUCUCUCUCUCUCUCUCUCUCUCUCUCUCUCUCUCUCAGGGGGCCUCAAUAGUUGCAACCUUUAUUUUGUUUCGUUUUUCCCUCCCUCGGGAGUUCCAAGUCUUGUUUUGAGUGUUUCCUGCUCUGGGUCUCUCUCAAAUUCAGUGUUCUUCAUGUUAUAGUGGCUUUUGAAAGCUUUAAUGGCUGUGCUGCUGUUGCUUCUUCUUCACCUGCUUGCAAUCUCUGUAUCUGCUUCUCAAGAUGCUUUUAUCGGUGUCAACAUUGGUACAGAUGUCACUAACAUGCCAUGUCCAACUGAGGUUGUGGCCCUUCUUAAGGUCCAAAGCAUCCAACAUGUCAGACUCUAUGACGCUGACCGAAACAUGCUUCUCGCACUUGCCAAGACAGGAAUCAGUGUAAUUGUUUCUGUUCCCAAUGAUGAAAUCCUCGGCAUUGGCCAGUCCAACACCACGGCCGCCAAUUGGGUUGCUCGUAACGUUGUAGCUCAUGUCCCAGCCACUAACAUCACUGCCAUAGCGGUCGGAUCUGAAGUCUUAACAACACUGCCAAAUGCAGCCCCUGUCCUUGUCUCCGCUCUGAAAUUCAUCCAAUCCGCUCUUGUUGCAGCUAAUCUGGACGACCAAAUCAAGGUCUCCACCCCACACUCUUCUUCUGUCAUCCUCGACUCCUUCCCGCCUUCUCAGGCGUUUUUCAACCGCACUUGGAACCCCGUCAUGGUUCCCUUGCUUCAAUUUCUGCAGUCAACAGGUUCAUAUCUUAUGCUCAAUGUGUACCCUUAUUAUGAUUACAGGCUAUCAAAUGAUGUGAUUCCUCUGGAUUACGCUCUGUUCCGUCCCCUGCCUUCGAAUAAGGAAGCUGUUGAUACCAACACUCUCCUGCAUUAUACUAAUGUCUUUGAUGCAGUUGUUGAUGCUGCUUAUUUUGCAAUGUCAUAUUUAAAUUUCACCAAUAUCCCUAUUCUAGUCACUGAGUCAGGAUGGCCCUCCAAAGGUGACUCGUCCGAGCCAGACACAACUCCUGAUAAUGCGAACACUUACAAUAGUAACUUGAUCAGGCAUGUCCUUAACAACACGGGGACUCCAAAGAAACCGGGAGUUUCUGUUAGCACGUAUAUUUAUGAGCUUUAUAACGAAGACUUAAGAUCUGGUCCGGUCUCUGAGAACAACUGGGGGUUAUUUUAUGCUAAUGGAGCACCAGUAUAUACCUUGCACUUGAGUGGUGCUGGUACUAUAUUUGCAAACGACACGACGAACCAAACCUUUUGCGUUGCCAAGAAUAAUGCCGAUACUAAGAUGCUUCAGGCUGCGCUUGAUUGGGCUUGUGGACCUGGGAAGGUGGAUUGCUCGCCUUUGCUGCAGGGUCAACCGUGUUAUGAACCGGAUAAUGUUAUUUCACAUGCUACGUAUGCUUUCAAUGCGUAUUAUCAGCUGAUGGAUAAAUCUUCUGGUACUUGUGAUUUCAAAGGGGUUGCCUCUGUCACCACCACAAACCCAAGUCAUGGUUCCUGUACAUUUUCAGGAAGUGGUGGUAAAAAUGUUACCAGCAUUAAUGGCACAGAAGCAGAACUGGCCCCCUCUACCAAUUCUACAAAUUCAGGCUCUUUAUCACAAUGCUACAAUGGUGGAUCUUUCACAAGCUCUCUCAUUCUUGCUUUAAUUUUGAGUGCAUUUGUUAUGUAAAACUAGAUAGAUUACUUAUGCAGCAUUAGAAUCUAGUGUAUGGAGACACCCUCUUCAAGUUAAUUUUGGAAGAUUGCAGCAUGCCCUAUUUUGUGUUCCUCAAGUGGAGGAUAUGAAGGGCGGCGAGGUAGGUCAAAAUGUAUAUUGGCGAUUGUAACAUGAGUUGUUCAUUGAAUUUGUUGUACAAACGAACUAGAUGAAGUAUUUUACUCAUUGCUGUAGGUAGUUUUACCUUGUUAGGGCUCAUUUUUUUGGUUUCAAUAUAAUCAGAAAGUCCAUUCAAAUGCUUGGUAUGGUAUUCUGAUAAUUGCAUGCAUGGUUGUCAAUAAUACACUAUAGUGGGCACUAUGGGCAUGUUUAGUUUUCAA
Messenger RNA from Lotus japonicus, 2119 nucleotides. Its product is annotated as glucan endo-1,3-beta-glucosidase 3-like. The record is from RefSeq and is a predicted model, not a curated record. Gene Ontology annotation, biological process: carbohydrate metabolic process. Gene Ontology annotation, cellular component: plasma membrane. The transcript has 4 exons. Gene Ontology annotation, molecular function: hydrolase activity, hydrolyzing O-glycosyl compounds. The coding region runs from base 252 to 1751 and encodes 499 amino acids. Lineage: Eukaryota; Viridiplantae; Streptophyta; Magnoliopsida; Fabales; Fabaceae.